AUGGGACGAUCUCCUUCGCUUCUUUGUCGCAUCCUCAUGGCGGUUCCCUUGGUGGCGUCGCUGUCCACCGUGGUCCCUCCUUCAGUCUCCAAACCCACAACCACAACAACCAACAAGUGCAACAUCAUCCCAAAAAGUGACAACGAAGAAUCGCAGUUGGAAGCAUUUCACAAAUGGGCGGACGACAAUGGUAUCCAACGAAAAGUGCAAGUCCAUCAAGACACAACGGCGGGAGGCGGUCGCGGUCUGAUUGCCACAGAACGCAUCGAACCGGGGGAAGUGGCAGCCCGUGUACCCUUGUCGGCCGUGAUGCGAUUGGAGCAUGAUGUAAAACACAAUGUGGACGAUCAGUGGGCGGGAAUUUUGGCGUCCGGACUAUUGCAAGAAUCGCAACUUGGACAAUCAUCUCGCUGGGCUCCCUACUUGGCCACACUGCCCUCCGACGCGCCCUUGACACCGUGCCGAUGGAAUUCGGAACAACGACACAAUCUACAGAACCAAACAUUGUCCACGAUGAUUCUGGAAAACUCGGAAUGGCGCAAACGACAAUGUAAUCAACACUGCUGCAAUCGCGAGCAACAGCAUGCUGCCGUGGUGGAGUACAUGAAAUGGCUCGAUCUCGUGUGUUCCCGUACCCUCAAAGGCCGGGAUGGAUCGCGCCAGUUGGUGCCCUUGAUUGAUAUUGCCAAUCACGCUCCUUCCGAAGCAGGUGGCGGUCAUUUUGUCGUCGACCAGGAUGCGGUGUACUUGUUGGCGGGUAGUCGAGGGGUAGAUGCCGGACAAGCCGUGACGUUGGAUUAUGGAGCCCGCAACGUGGACGACUUUUUACUGCACUAUGGAUUCGUCCCCCAUCGCUGCAUCGGAGACAGUGUCACUGUCAUGGUCGGGGAGGAACCAGUCACUGUAGCGUGGCGGGAUUGUCAGGGAUACCGGGGGCAUGCACAAGAAGAGGUCCGAACAGCCUGUGCUACAAUGCUGGCCAGCUAUCCAACCACCUUGGAGGAGGAUGUGGUUCGACUCAACCAUGGCGAUGCGUCGAGUGAAGCCGAUCAAUGGGCGGUUGCCUAUCGCUACGCCAAAAAAUCCUUGUUGGCUAGUGCUGUGGGAGUACAGCAACGACAAUCGGCCUUUGCGGCACUGUGA
Seminavis robusta is the source of this 1143-nucleotide messenger RNA. The record is from the annotation of a GenBank genome assembly. Lineage: Eukaryota; Bacillariophyta; Bacillariophyceae; Naviculales; Naviculaceae.